Aspergillus homomorphus CBS 101889 is the source of this 1805-nucleotide messenger RNA. RefSeq names its product translation initiation factor eIF-2B subunit family protein. The record is from RefSeq and is a predicted model, not a curated record. Lineage: Eukaryota; Fungi; Ascomycota; Eurotiomycetes; Eurotiales; Aspergillaceae. Bases 1 to 1647 code for a protein of 548 amino acids. The transcript has 2 exons. Gene Ontology annotation, molecular function: S-methyl-5-thioribose-1-phosphate isomerase activity.
AUGUCAUCACCAUCAUCAUCUUCUCAUAACGAUCACAAUGACAAUUCCCAACCACUCGAAAAACGGGCCGUCGUCUCGUCCUUCAUCUUCAGAUUCCAGGAUGGGAAACCCCUGGUCGCGCUGUUUAAACGCAGCGACAAAGUGAGGACAUAUCGGGAUCAUCUUGCCCCUAUAUCCGGCAGCAUAACAUCAGAGGACCAUGACCCGCUCGCAACCGCCUGGCGCGAACUCACUGAAGAAACUGAGCUUAAUCAAUCAAACCUCACCCACUGGCGCACAGGCAAGCCUUUCACAUUCAGCGAUCAAUCCGCGGGACGCGAGUGGACAGUACAUCCAUUUGCCUUCCUGCUCAAGGGGAAACAAGCCGAAGAGUCGACAGACGACGCAGAACCGUCGUUUAAAAUCGACUGGGAACAUACCAGCUGGGAAUGGCACUCCCCGUCCUCCAUCCUCAAUGAAGAGCUUUCGCCUACCGUGCCACGACUCAAAGACAGUUUCCGCCGGAUAUGGUUCGAAGGCGAACUGCGCAGCGCCCGCGCCGCAAAGACGCUAGCGACGGGGCUGGAGCGCCUGCGCAACGACCACGAAAGCGGCUCGCAGGAGCUGACCACCAUCGCGCUGAUGAUCCUGCGCGACUUCAUCGUGCAGACGCAGGAUGGAAUGGACGCGCAGUGGUGGGAGACGGUGCGGAUGGCGGCGUGGCACAUCAUCAAAAACGGGCGGGAAAGCAUGGGGGCGGCGACGAUGAACGCGCUCGUAUCCGUGCUCGCCGAAGUCGAGGACGUGCUGAAGGACGAGAACCAUAAAACCGCCGAGCAGAAGUGGGAGCGCAUUCUCUCGGUGCUGGACUUCCACCUGGCCAGCCGAAAGAGUCGCGCGACGCAGGUCAAAGACGCCUUCACGCACUACAUCCGGUAUCAUUUCCUGCACCACGGCGAGCCGCGCGACAAGCUCACGAUCCUGACUGUGUCGGCGAGCUCGACGAUCCGCGAUAGCAUUCUCGACGCGUACGAGUCCCUCGAUAUCCAUCUGCUGGAGCUGCGCGUUCUGGAAUCCCGGCCGCUCUUCGAGGGCGCGAGCAUCGCUUCCUCGUUGGUUUGCAACUUCAAAUCGCGGUUCAAGGACACGCCGAACAAGAACCUCCACGUCAAGGUGUACACGGACGCGUCGGCCGCGCUCGCCGCCGCAGACGUCGAUAUUCUCCUCCUCGGGGCGGACCGCAUCUCCGCCACGAAGGGCGUCAGCAACAAGACGGGGUCUCUCCCUGCGGUCCUAUGCACCAAGCACGUCAGCCCCGAGGCGCAGAUCGUCGUCCUCAGCGACCUGGAGAAGAUCAAUGGGUCGCCCAGCGUGAUCGACGACGACAAGCACGAGGACAACGACCCGGUAGAGAUCAUGAGUACCUGGCGCAGCGACGGCGUCAAGGGGGUCGGCGUGCUGGAGGAGGGCAUGCAGGCAGCUGCAGCCACGACCAGCGAGGAGGGCCACUCGGCCACCGUCAGCGUGGAAAACAUCUACUUCGAAUGGGUGCCCCUGUACAUGGUCGACGCCUUCGUCAGCGAAGAAGGGGUGAUGGACGAGGGCCGCAUCCGCGAGAAGUCUGAACAGCUGGGCAAAACGGUGGACCUGUUCUUCCUGGAUCUGUGACGCCCUGUCCAACAUACGCAGCGCCGCGCCUUUCACUGCUUUCUGUUUUCUGUACUACUCAAGCCAGCCACCCGGCUAUCCGGCUAUUCCUUCUAGACCAUCCAUGAUAAAUAGCACCUGCUUGCAGUGUAAUAUGAACCCUUUUACUCACAAGUAAC